AUGAAGCACCAGCCGCCGCCGCCGCCGCGCCGCUGGGGGGUCGUGGCGGCGGUCGUCGCGCUCGUCCUCCUCGCCUGCCUCCAGAUCCAGUACCAGCACCUCAAGGUGGAUCUUGGCAAGGCCGGCUUUGCCUCUGCCACGCAAGAGAAUAACGCGAUCCCCAGCCGCAAUCGCAUUCGCUGGGGGACCGCCAGGAUCAGGAAGGCAGCCACCGGCGCCGACUCCUUGCCGCGCGGGAUUGUCCAGCGCCACUCCGACAUGUCCCUCCGCCCGCUCUGGGAGGACGAUCCUGCUUCCACCCACAAGAAUAAAAAUGGUGACUACAGUGCUCUCCUCGCCAUGGCAGUCGGCAUCUCCCAAAUAAAAAACGUUGACACUAUGGCUCGUAAGUUUCUGAAGGAAAACUAUGCAGUCAUGCUCUUCCAUUAUGAUGGGAAUGUAGAUGGAUGGCGUCAUCUUGAGUGGAGUGAAAAGGCCAUACACAUCCUUGCUCACAACCAAACAAAAUGGUGGUUUGCUAAGCGUUUUUUGCAUCCUGAUGUCAUGGCUAUCUAUGAUUUCAUCUUUCUAUGGGAUGAAGACCUUGGAGUGGAAAACUUCAACCCAAGAAGAUAUCUUGAUAUAAUGGUUUCCGAAGGCUUAGAAAUAACACAACCUGCUCUGGACCCUGAUCUAUCAACCGAUAUCCACCAUCGGAUCACAAUCCGCAAUAAGAUGUCAAAAGUUCACAGGAGAAUAUAUGACAAUCGGCCGAGUAUGAAUUGUUCUGAUGAGAGCAAAGGACCUCCUUGUACAGGGUGGGUAGAGGGCAUGGCACCAGUUUUUUCUCGCGCUGCUUGGAAAUGCGUAUGGCAUCUAAUUCAGAACGAUCUGAUUCAUGGAUGGGGCCUUGACAUGAAGCUUGGCUAUUGUGCUCAGGGUGAUCGAACUGAGAAAGUUGGUGUAAUUGACAGUGAGUAUGUUGUUCAUCAAGGGAUACCAUCUUUAGGAGGGCCAUCGCUUAGCAGCAAGACACCUCGAAGAUCAUUGGAUUUGAGGACCCAUGUGAGUAUAAUCUGUGGCAUUUUCGUCUUCCUGGAUCAAGGAUUAAAAGUUGCCAUUGUACUAACUGUUGCUUUAAUAGAUACGAAGACAAUCAUCGGCUGA
This is a messenger RNA of Miscanthus lutarioriparius, 1146 nucleotides long. The record is from the annotation of a GenBank genome assembly. NCBI's taxonomy places the organism in Eukaryota, Viridiplantae, Streptophyta, Magnoliopsida, Poales, Poaceae.